GACGGCUUUCAUUUUGAUGAGUGUUUAGUUUGUCCCCACACCGCAUCAUUCAUCUUGUUAAUAACCUGCAGUGGACCUGGUUUCUGCAGGUUGUUUCUGCUGCUAUCUGUUCUCAGUCAGUCUCGUUUUCCAGAAUAAACUUGCUAUCUUUCCUACUGCAUGGCAGCAAGGCUUUUAACUUUGACAUGACUCCACAUGCAAAAACAGCACGACUAAUGCUGCUGUAGGCUUUCUGUAGCCUCACACUUUGUUCUUCUUUAAAAUUUAAAAGUUUUACAAUAUUUGUAUAAAUGUAAUAACGGUGAAAGUACGAUUCUUUUGGAAUUAAGGCGGAAAGCUGUUGGGAAGUAUGUUUAUUUGCUGAGAGUUUGAUGAGAAAAUUGAUUUCACUCCCAGCUACAGCUAUUAGUCUGUAAGGUUAGCUUAGUAUAAUAUAAAAACUGGAAACAGCUGAUCUGGUUCUGUCCAAAGACAACAAAAUCCACCUACCAACCGCUCAAUAAUUAACAUAUUUUAUUACAUUUUGUGUAACGUUGUGGUUUUACAGGGGCAUUGUGUGCCAGACUAUUUCUUAGCUGGGUGCAGUUAGCAUUAAACCACAACCUAUUUGAGCGUUGACUUCCCACUGUUUCUUUUUAUGCUAAGCUAAGCCAACCAGCUGCUGGCAGUACCUUAAUAGUUAGUGUACAAACAUGAGCAUGUAAAAAGCAAUUGUUUAUUUUAAAGGAAUCCUUCAACAUUUUCUUGCUGAGAGGUAAAUGUAAAGAUUGAUACUACUCUUACGUUUUUUUAUGGGAAAUAUGAAGUUAAAGUUAGCAGGCGGUUAGCUUAGCACAAAAACUGGAAACGGCGAGUCUGGUUCUGUCCAAAGAUUUUUAUUCUUUUUUAAAUGUGCCUACUUGCACCUCUGAACCAAUUAACAGGUUGUGUUAAAUUCGUACAAAAAAUAUGUUUCAAUAGGGCCCGUCUGUGCUGUUAUGUUACCCCUAUAAAACCACAUUAAGACGUUGUUUUACUCUUUGCUUUCCCCUCAAGAUUCUGUCUUUAUGCUGAGCGAAACCAACCAGGUUCAGUAGCUCCAUAUAUCUUUAAUGUACAGAUGUAGUAUCAUUCCCAUCUUACUCAUUAAGACUGCAUGAAGCUCUAGCAAUGUACUGAGCUAGGACCUCAUGUCCUUCUGGCAAUCCACAGGAGACAUCUAAUGUAAUGAUUAAAAAAAAAAAUCAGCUUGUGAUUAAGUAUUCAUAUACAGUAUUCCUAUUCCCAAGGAUGGUUCUGACUACAUCUCUGAGUUUUGAUCUAGUUAGAAAAGAGCCAGUAGUGUCUCCUUCAUACAUUCACAUAAACUUUCUAGUUAUUUCUGUUCUCUGUCCUCAGAUGGUCUCUCGUCAGUCUGACAGAUGAUCCAUUGUAGCCGGUCGAUUAUCAAUUUCGUUUUUUACAUCCAAAUCUCAUUACAGAACGGUGGCCUGACAUCUUUGCUCCUUGAUUCAUUUGAGUGAUGUGUGGCUGAAAUUCGACAGACUCGCUCUCGAGCACAAAGCGACGCGGCACAGCGGAAACAUCAGAACAAGCUGCCCGAUGUCAUUUAACCACAUGAGAUGUUGUUCUCCAGCCUUUGUCAACUGUGAUUCUACUCUAGUCUUUGCAGAAGAGCAUCUGUAUUUGAUGCUGUCACUUCUAAACUGGAACACGAGCCUUUUAGAGGCAAUGAGCAAUGAUAUUGAAACAAGUGGGCAAUAUGCUUGUUGGCCUUUUAUAUACGGUAUCAAGGAACUUUGAAGCGACAGAGGAAGCACGACAGAUAGAGUGACUGGGAUGAAAGAAGGUCUACAAUCUAGCAGCAGGCUGACAAUACUCCAAAGCCCCUAAAGCCAUUCAGCUGCAGUCAGCCAGAGAUAUUUUUUGUGUAAUCUGAUCUUCCUGUCUACAUGGACAGUUCUGGGCCCCACCAGCAUGGCAGGGCAGCGUCACAGCCCCAUGCCCCCUUUUUUAGCCAGCCUGACACCUCCACAGCGGGCAAACAACCCCCUCCACACAGAUUCACAUGGUUGCUGAGUGUCUGCGGGGUGGGGCUCGGCCUGAGGACUAGUUUUGAAGUUCAACUCACUGCAGCACUUUGGUGACUGUAGAAACACCAACAAACAAUGGACAGGGAACACAAUCUGAACCGAGCCGAGACGUUCUCGUACGUCAACCCCUGGAUCAGAUAUUUUCUCUUCUUCUUCAGCUUCUUAUUUUGGGUUUGCUCCUUGUUGAUUGUUGCCAUCGGGGUGUAUGCUCAAGUCCAGAAAGCUACAGACACGGUGCGGGACACGUUCCUGAUCGACCCGGCUGUCGUCCUAAUUGUGGUGGGGGUGGUCAUGUUCUUCAUCACUUUCUGUGGUUGCAUCGGAGCCCUGCGAGAGAACAUUCGCCUCCUCAAGACAUUCUCCUUCAGUCUGACAUUGGUCUUCCUCACUCAGCUUGCCGUAGCAGUUCUGGGCUUCUUCUACUCUGACCAGACUCGGGAUGCUUUGGGAAAGUUUGUGAAGAAAGCCAUCGUGCACUACAGGGAUGACCUGGAUCUGCAGAACCUGAUGGAUUACAUCCAGAAAGAGUUCAAGUGUUGUGGGUGGAACAACUACACAGACUGGUCUUGGAACCUGUACUUUAAUUGUACACAUGAGAACCCCAGCUCCGAGCGCUGUGCUGUGCCUUAUUCCUGCUGCAGUCCUGUUCCUGGAGAGACAGUGAUCAACACUAUGUGCGGUUUUGGGGUUCAAACCAUGAGCCACCUGGAGGCAAACAAGUCGAUCUACCCGGUAGGCUGUGUGGACAAAGCGGUGAUGUGGAUCGAGUCUCAUCUGUUGCUGGUGGGGGCUCUCGCCUUGGGCCUGGCCUUGCCUCAGAUUGCAGGCGUCGUGCUGACCCAGAUCCUGAUCUCUCAGAUCCAAGAUGAGAUUACCUCAGUGUUGUGAGAGCGGCCCGCCGCGCGGGGGGGAAGAGACGGGACGAAAAGAACUUGCGGUACUCGUUUGACAUGUGCAAGGGCAUCUUUUUUUUUAUUGCUACUGUAUCACUGCGACAUCGAAUACAUUUCUUAUUUUAACGUGCCUACAAAAGUGUAGUGCACUUUAAUGUCAUCACAUGCAAAAUUCAAAGUGUAUAUUCAUUCUGUAUUGAUUGUAUUCCAAAGUAUUUAUAUUGAAAUGUGACAGUUACACUGCUCUAUAUUGAUCAGAAGUAUAAAUGUGUUCACUUACAAAGCUUAAAAAGGUCUGCAUCUAAAAGAGCAUUGAAAGAAGUGCUGUAUCAAGUUGUAUGUAAACACUUCACAUUAUGGUGUUGACGUUAUUAGCACGAGAACCGCUCUGAUCGGUCUAGUUGUGAAGAGCCAGCGCUCUCUGCAUCAGACGAUCCGUCAGAGGGGAGUUGGGCUUCAUGGCAUCGCGCUCCACCAGAAGACAUCUGCAGAUAUUCAGCACAACACAGAACAGUAUGAGGUUUUAAACACAGAUUUACAGAGACAAGCUGAGAGGCUAACCCGAUCAAUAAUACAAGUCUAACAUGGUGUACAGACAAGCGGAUGUGGGUUGCAUACAGCCUGUGUUCUGCAAAGACGGCAACUGAGGGGGAACUUGAGUGGACAGCUUCAGCCCCAACAUAAACUAUACUGGAUCAUGAUGAACUCCAGUGCUUCAAAUAGUGCAAGAUCUUUCUCCCAUAAACUCUUAGCAGACUUUCACAAAGACGCCCGGCACUGAGGAAACAGAAGAUUGAAGCACUGUGUUCCCUGCUGUGCAUUACCUUCCCAGCUUCUGAUGGUGCUUAUUCUCAGACUUCAUGGCUGCAUGAAUGAGCAGUUGAUUGAAGACAUCCCUCUGAGAACAACAGUGGACAAAACCAUUAGUAAACAUACUCCUGCUGCUCCAACACUGUAUAUAGAGUCGUUCUUCCCUUCUGCGUUGUACUGUAUGCAUGUACACUUUUGCACCUUGGGGAAUAGUUCUCUGAACACACAGAACAUAAAAUGCAUGAAGUCCAUCAGCAUCCAUCACAGAUUCAUUAUUCAUAUGUCAAUGCACUGGGCUCCGCAUUCUCACACACUUUGUUGUAUGUUCAUGGACGGAAAGGCUGAGUGUUAUUCACCUCUGGCCUAUUUCACAACAACAGGGAUUUGUGUUUUACAAGAGAACACAACACAGUAUGAUCAACGUUAUCUAAAGAGAAAGAAGUGAAGCCUCAAGGCGCUACGCUUUUCGACUGUGCAUACGUAAGAGAACCGCAGUUUGGUUUGGACUUGAUUUUUACCACAGUUACCUCCUAUUAUUCCUGGGGACCUUACCUGUGCAUCACUGCCACCAAUCUCCACCAUGCGGUAGCGCAACGGGUAAAGUAAUUCCAUGCUUCGAUUGUAGUUGCCCUGGUUGUACUCCAUCAUGGCCUGACAGAUUGAUACACCGAUAGCCCCCGCCAACUGAUGCUGCUGAUUGUCCCCUGGCUCUCUGUCGAGGAAAGAAGACGAGACAUUCAUUGGUACAGCUGGAUGGUUUAGAAGCUAGUGCAGGUGGAAGGAAAGUUGGGUGUAGUUCUUUAAAAAAAAAAAAGAUUAUUGUCAUUUCUAUUUUUUUUUAUCCUUAAGUUUUAAAGAUCGUAAACAAACAAGAAACUGCUAAAAGACUUUCACAAACUGCUUUCCAAACAGUUUAGAACUCAGGAGAUCACAGUUAGAAUUUUGAGGGAACUUCACACAACACAUUAAAAAACAUUAACAUCAACAAAAUCUAUUGAACAACUCCAGGUUGGCCGGAUGCUGGAUUAGCUAAUGCUUAGAGUCAGUGCCUCUGUUUGUAAGAGGUGUGAAAUUACAUCAUGGCAAAAAUACGGAUUAUGUUAACCUGUGCAUUCCUCCGAAACCAAGGUAAUAAGACACGGCUUAUAUGAGAGUGAUGGAAUAAAAAAUAAAAAAUGCAAAGCUCAAA
Messenger RNA from Anarrhichthys ocellatus (wolf-eel), 4964 nucleotides. RefSeq names its product tetraspanin 33b (gene tspan33b). The record is from RefSeq and is a predicted model, not a curated record. The transcript has 8 exons. Bases 2148 to 2960 code for a protein of 270 amino acids. NCBI's taxonomy places the organism in Eukaryota, Metazoa, Chordata, Actinopteri, Perciformes, Anarhichadidae. Gene Ontology annotation, cellular component: plasma membrane.